Molecule: messenger RNA, 947 nt
Organism: Alternaria rosae
Lineage: Eukaryota; Fungi; Ascomycota; Dothideomycetes; Pleosporales; Pleosporaceae
Exons: 2
Coding region: 1-687 (228 amino acids)
Source: RefSeq, a predicted model, not a curated record
AUGAUUGCACACAACCAAGAUUUUGAAGAUGACCUAGAAUUUGAGUGGAUACUAAUGGAGCGCAUACCUGGCCGUCCGCUGCGAAAGGUAGGGUCUGACAUGUCCUGGCUUCACAAAGAGCUUCUGGUCCACCAAAUAGUAGACUUCAUGGUCCAGCUAUAUCAUUUGGAGCUCUCCGUCGGAGAGGCAGUCAUACAAGCUUUAUUCAAAGACGACCACAUCCAGCAGCCCAUCUACCGCGGUCCGUUCGCAAGCAGCCAAAGCUUCGUAAACAGUCACAUGGCCUUCCUACAGCACGAAAUCACCAAGCGUCAGCACACAGAACACUCAGAUAGCUACGACUCGGACGACGAAGAGCAAGCAGAAGGGAUGUCAGAGAUCUACACCAAACUCCAAAAGGUGAUUCCAAAGAUCUUCACAAAACCAGCGGAGGAGCACGAACAUGAAGAAACGAUACCAUUUAAUAGCGACAUCUCCCUCAACAAUAUCAUCGUGUCCCCUUCCAGCAAUCUAGUCGGCGUCGUAGACUGGGAAUGCACAACCACAGUGCCACCCUGGCACGCAUGUCAGAUCCCCCAAUUUCUCAACGGUCUCAUAUCCACAUGCACAACUUUACAACCCCAACCACCUCCACCCCUCACCGCCGAAGCGCUCGCCAACAAAGACGCCGUACAAUUCCACAAAUAGCAGCUACAAGACUACGAGCUCACCUGUCUUCGCACCUUCUUCGUUGAAGAGAUGCGCAGACAGUGUCCGGAGUGGUUGGUACAGUGGGAAGAUGGGGCAAAGAAGAGGGAUGUGUUGAUUGCGAUUGAAGAGUGUGGGAAUGACAAUCGGUGGACGUUGAUCAAUGGGUGGUUGGAUGUGGUGUUGGAGUGUUGGAGCUGGGUGGUUCUAUGUCUCCAGGUGCAAAGUCAGAAACUGUCAUGUUGAGGAGAUAUUAGCAU